AAAUCUGUACAUAUAUAUUUCAUUUCAUUUUAUUCAACAUUUCAUUGAUCAAUAUGUUGCCCGCAUGUCCCGAUGAGCUGCCAAAUCCGCAUAAAAGUUGCCUUCGUGAAAUGUUAAAUACAUUAAUUUGUAACGAUCAGGAUGUUAAACGCUUGAAUACUGAGCUACGCAAUCUGCAACUUGAGCUUGCAGCCGAGCUAGACAAAAUUGAAAAGUCACACGUGUGUGACGAUGGGAAGACUAAAACAACAACGCCAGAAUUAUGUCCACCUGAAGACGAUCUAUCAGAAUUUACCAAGCGCAUCAUCAGUCUCGAUGAAGUGAAACAUUUUUAUACAAAGAGAUUGGAAGAAAUUCGUAAGCGUCGGGACAGUAUUCUCAUGUACGCCAAACAAUGCUUCCAAGCCUACAAUGAGGAGAAGUGCAAGUUUAAAUCAUUCCAGGAGAACACCGUUGACUAUAUUAAACGCACGGCAGCGCUAUCUCAGGAGCCAACAGUCAUUGCACGUUGCAAACGUGAUAUGUGUGAGAUGCACAAACGUUUUGUCAAUGAAGUGGCAAAUUUGAAGCGCUGUGAAUCCCAGCUAGAGCCCUUCUUUAAAUUGCUAAAGGACUCGGAUCCCAAGACUUAUUGUGAAUGUUGUUGCCUUAAAAACUACGAGUGGUUGCCUCAAGGCAAAGACCUUGAGGUUGUUGAUGCGGCUGCUAAUGAAAUCAAAGAGAAGAUGGGCAAGGUAUUGGUUGGGGCAUUUGCUCAACUCCACUUACAUAUGCCGCAGGAUAUGCGCGGAUUCCUGGCCGGAUAUUUGAUGAAUGUUGAACGUAAUGAGCAUGAGGUCAAAGAGAAGCUCGACAUCUUUCAGACGGCUGAACCAGUUAAUGACAAAGAAUUGCCUGACCCAACUUAUAAAUGCACUACCGAUUGUCCGGUACAAAAUAAAUAAAUGUUAAUGUUUAAGUUGCAUUGCAAUGAAAUAAAAUGUAAUGUCUGAAUUAAGAAAUAUCAGAA
Molecule: messenger RNA, 1009 nt
Organism: Drosophila busckii
Lineage: Eukaryota; Metazoa; Arthropoda; Insecta; Diptera; Drosophilidae
Exons: 1
Coding region: 54-944 (296 amino acids)
Source: RefSeq, a predicted model, not a curated record